GUGAACGAUCGCCAUUUUGAAUCAACAUAGGCCUAAAGGAACUUUUGCUGGCUAUCAUCCAGUUUUGGCAGCUGUUUGUGUUCAUUAAAAUGGUUUUCCCUCCUGAUGAGAGGUUUUAUAUUCAAGUGAAAUUAUAGCCAUACCAAGCUGACAUGCUUGCACAAUCUCAAAGAUCAGUUGUGACAGCUGUGUGUAUUUGUACUGUAAACAUCUUUUCAAACAGAAAACUGUGUAGGCCUACAUUUUUGGUAAAUCUUACAAACCAAUGGCAGGCUUUUAAUAGAACACUUUAAAUAUCUACAGACACUUGCCAUGGAAAAUUCCAACAAAAAGGCAAAAACCUCUACAUUUACAGAUUUAGCAUGCUGUGAAAACCCCAACAAAGUCAGACACAGUUAUGUGUUUUGUCCAGGAAAUCAUGAAGCUGAGAUGUGCUAUGGAGGAGAAGCUGAUCUACACAAACAUGUUACUGGCUGUAAGAAGAAUCCAGGUCACAAAGGUUUUAUACCUUUAAAAGAUUUCAACACAAAUUGUCUCCCCUCACGUUACCAUGACGACGACCUCAUGUCUGAGACAGUCAAAGCUUUGGCAGCCCUAACUGUCCAGGUAAAGACUAAAUUCACCAGUCUAGAGAGACCAGAGUUUUACCCAGGCACUCAAGUUCCUUAUCCAUGUUAUAAUGACAGAGGAAGUCACAUGAUGAGGUUAGGGACAGGGAGGGUGUGUGAUGUGAUCAAGUACACACAGUGGGACGGAGCUUGUCGUUGUGCCAAGUGUCAAGUCUCUGCCACACCCAGCAAAAUGUGGGGGGAGGUUCAUAUGGUGACAGCCACACACGUCGUGUUUGAUGCCAGUGAGGCGAGACAGACCAGGUGUGUUUUAGGUUUUGAUGACAAUAAAAGUCCAGGGGUCAGUCUUGAUGGCUGGGAGUUGUGGGGUGGGGCAAACAUUGAGGGAGACUGGUGUGAGUUAUGUGACAUGUGACUUAAAGUUGAUUGAAGAACUGGACAAGAUGUGUUGGCGAUUUGAUGAUCUAUGUAGGGAAGUAGAGGACAAAUACAGGAGAUUUGUUGAUGUGGACAAGUUGACCGUUAUAGUGUCACAUCCUCAUGGCUGUCCUAAACAGAUCUCUGUAGGACAAUGGACACACAAACAUGAGAGGGUUGAUGAUGUUGAUGUUAUCCCCUGGACCAGGUACUGGUACACAACAUGUACAUGUCCAGGCUCCAGUGGAGCGCCUGUCUACAGGCCGGGAUCUCAAGGGUGGUCGUAUGGCCAUCGCCACAGUGGAUCAAACUCUAAAGGAAAUUAUAGUGGGGAGGAUUGGUAAGGAUGUAACUUUUAGUUCUUUCCCCUUGUCUACACAAUGUAAACAAACAUAAUGGCGGAACCUUUCCCGUCAUUAAACAGAUUGUGUUAAGACAUACAUGUCCUACCAACAUUUUAUUACGUUUAGAUGAUUAAAACAAAUGUUUUGAUUAAUUUAAUCCAUUGAACCAAAUUAAUUCACAUGUACUUUGAUGGAUUUUAGAGGUUUUUUUUGUUUCAUAAGUUUUAAAUAAUUUGCUUAUACUUUUUGUCGGCAAAUUGUUGUCAUGUAGAUUCUACCUAGAUCUAUAAGCUGGAUAAUACCUGUAAAUGAAAUGUAACCUACCUAUCAAAUGUCAUAUUUAUACUGUUUGUUUUUGUAUA
Physella acuta is the source of this 1692-nucleotide messenger RNA. RefSeq lists its product as uncharacterized. The record is from RefSeq and is a predicted model, not a curated record. NCBI's taxonomy places the organism in Eukaryota, Metazoa, Mollusca, Gastropoda, Physidae.